This is a messenger RNA of Benincasa hispida (wax gourd), 1383 nucleotides long. Its product is annotated as putative complex I intermediate-associated protein 30. Gene Ontology annotation, biological process: mitochondrial electron transport, NADH to ubiquinone; mitochondrial respiratory chain complex I assembly. The record is from RefSeq and is a predicted model, not a curated record. Gene Ontology annotation, cellular component: mitochondrion. NCBI's taxonomy places the organism in Eukaryota, Viridiplantae, Streptophyta, Magnoliopsida, Cucurbitales, Cucurbitaceae.
CGGUGGCGCGACUCCACCCCUUGCGUCGAAUCAUCCCUGACCAUAAGCGACGCAAUGUCUCCUAAAUUUCGACGUGACUUUACCCAGUCGGCAACGACGUGUAAAAUCUGGCUAAUUGAGUCCAUAGGAUCUGUUAGCCUUUUUUCUUUACUCCCAAUCGAGUAAUCUUUUAUUUAUAUCGUGAAAUCCUUUUGGGUUGGGAUCCGCACAAUGUAUUUUUUUCUUCACAACACCGUAUACACUUUCUCUCUCUUCUGAUCUUUUAUUAUUUAUCAUUUAUUAGCUCAACCUCUCGCCUCCCCUCCCACCCUCUCACUUCCACUCUCGCUUUCCCCCUCGCACAUUUCCCAGCCGCACGCCCCCCUCUCGCUUCACUCUAUUUUCUUCAGUCUUUGGUUCACAGCCCAGCGCCCGCCGCUUGCCCCCCAUGCCUGCCACCCAACCUUUGUCGUUCUCGAUUCAUCGGCAAGUCGCGAUUCCACCAGCUGCCCGUCUCUCUCCUCUUUUAGUUUCAGUUGCUUGUCUCCUCUGUCUCAUCUUCUCCAAGGUCUGAAGUACCUUCUAUUGUAAGAGCUUGACUGGGUGUGAAAGAUGUCAAAAUUACGAGCACUCUGGAAAGCCUCUGUAAAUACAACAAAAAGAGCUCUCGCUUGGAAUGUUGAGGAGUGGAUACCACCUACUGAAAAAUACAUAUUCAACUUCAAUUCCAAGCAAGAAGUUAAGAAAUGGCAUUUAUAUUCAGAUUCUGAAUAUGGAGGAUUGUCUUCAGCAUCUUUGGAAAUCAGUGAAACUGGAAAUGAGCUUCGCGGAGUAUUCUCUGGGAACCUCUCCUUGGAUGUAAGUGGGAAUUCAAAAUGGAACAUAACCAGGAGUGGGUUUUGUGGAAUGCGCUCCAAAAAGUUUGAUGGCUUUAUCGAUUUGGAUUUGUAUGAUUCGAUUGCAAUGAAAGUUAAAGGAGAUGGACGAUGCUAUAUAUCCACUAUUUAUACAGAGAAUUGGGUAAACUCACCAGGACAGGAGGAAGAUAAUUCCUGGCAAGCAUUUAUUCUAGCGCCUAAAGGCGAUUGGUAUAUUGCCAAGAUUCCUCUUGAUCGAUAUUUACCAACAUGGAGAGGGAAUGUAAUAGAUUCGGAGUUGGAAAUGAAUCCAUCCCGUAUCGUUGGCUUGUCUUUAUCGGUUAAUGCUGCUGCUGGCGUCCCUGGUGCUACAUCUGGCCCUGGUGACUUUAAAGUGGAGAUUGAUUGGAUCAAAGCCUUGAGAACUCAGUGAGUCAGUUUUGGUUUUCUUACAUAUCGGGAAAAACUUAGGUCCGUUUGAUAAUCAUUUUGUUUUUUAUUAUUGUUUUAAAAUUUAAGUCUAUGAGUACUACUUCCACUUCCAAAU